GGGCCCCAGCGCUCUCCGGGGGGGCCAGGCCGCCGCAUGAGGAGAAGAACUCGGCCUGCGGCCGCCUCGGCGCCCCGGCUGGGCCGCAGCAGCGGCAAAUGGCGCCUGCGUGUGUUGCAGUGGAGCAUCCGCGCCCCUACGCUGUUUCCAGCCAAACGUUUCCAAGAGCUGGGGUGGACGGAGUCCAUACCUUAUCUUGACAGGCCUCCCUCCCCGCUGGAGUUUUAUCGAGAAUGGGUGAGUCCGAAUAAACCUUGUAUAAUUCGGAAUGCCAUCAGCCACUGGCCAGCUCUGAAGAAAUGGACCUCAGCAUAUCUCAGGGAGGUAGUAGGUCCCAAGGUAGUGAGUGUGGCAGUAACACCAAAUGGUUAUGCAGAUGCGGUGUUUCAGGACCGUUUUGUCAUGCCAGAGGAGCGCCAAAUGCCUUUCAUGGACUUUUUGGACAUUGUGGAGAAGAAAGUGACCUCUCCCAACGUGUUCUACGUGCAGAAGCAGUGUUCAAACCUCACCGAGGAGUUCCCUGAACUUGUCUGUGAUGUGCAGCCGGACAUACCAUGGAUGAGUGAGGCACUUGGGAAGAAGCCCGAUGCUGUGAAUUUCUGGCUUGGCGAAUCAGCUGCUGUGACGUCUUUACAUAAAGAUCAUUAUGAGAACUUGUACUGUGUGAUAUCUGGAGAGAAACAUUUUCUACUGCAUCCACCGAGUGACCGUCCCUUCAUCCCAUAUGAGCUCUAUCAGCCAGCAACCUACCGGGUAUCAGAAGAUGGCUCAUUUGAAAUUGUGGAUGAGAAGAGUGAGGAAAAGGUGCCCUGGAUACCCUUGGACCCCUUGAAUCCCAAUCUGGAACAGUACCCAGAGUAUGCUCAGGCAAAACCUUUGCAGUGUACAGUGAAAGCUGGUGAGAUGUUAUACCUGCCUUCUCUCUGGUUCCAUCAUGUUCAGCAAUCACAUGGCUGUAUAGCAGUGAAUUAUUGGUAUGACAUGGAAUACGACCUUAAGUACAGCUACUAUCAACUCCUAGACUGUCUCACAAAAGCAGUGAAUGUGUUAUAGCAGAGGUGGGGGACUCAACCUCCUGAUUUUUCUCUCUGGUGUGGUACAAUCAAUCAUCAGCAUCUGUGACUGGAGUACAAACAUGAUUUAAAUGAAAAGAACUGAACAUGAAAUUAUCCUCAACAAUGUCUGUCAAAUGAAUCACAGAUAUUUUGCUUGAUUCAGAGUCCAGAUCAAUUGGCCAGGUUUUUUGGCUUGUAAGUAGAAGGUUUGACAAUAGCAUUUUUAGGUCUUUGCAUGUUGCCUCGGUGAUGGUGAGCAAAGUAAAGUUUGAAGGGAGGGAAUCCAGGUUUUGGAAAUCCCCAAAGAGAAGCCAUGACUGUUUGUUUAGAUCUACAGACUCUUUUCAUAACAACCCAAGUGACAAGGAGGAAUUUGCUCUGCCAUCCGCCUGUGCAUCAGGCUGUGCAUCAGGCUGCAUCAGUCCAACACAUGCAUUCCACUUAAGGAAUUAAGCGAUGCAUUCCUGUCCAGCUGUAAUUAACUAAGUUCAGUGGCUGUGGUGUUUUGACGGUGAGAAAUUACAACUUCUGCAAUAAAAGGUCAGUUUAAAAGCUUA
Chroicocephalus ridibundus (black-headed gull) is the source of this 1612-nucleotide messenger RNA. RefSeq names its product jumonji domain containing 7 (gene JMJD7). Gene Ontology annotation, molecular function: 2-oxoglutarate-dependent dioxygenase activity. Lineage: Eukaryota; Metazoa; Chordata; Aves; Charadriiformes; Laridae. The transcript has 8 exons. The coding region runs from base 37 to 1053 and encodes 338 amino acids. The record is from RefSeq and is a predicted model, not a curated record.